Molecule: messenger RNA, 2238 nt
Organism: Mizuhopecten yessoensis (Yesso scallop)
Lineage: Eukaryota; Metazoa; Mollusca; Bivalvia; Pectinida; Pectinidae
Product: 3-ketoacyl-CoA thiolase, mitochondrial-like
Exons: 11
Coding region: 36-1235 (399 amino acids)
Biological process (GO): fatty acid beta-oxidation
Molecular function (GO): acetyl-CoA C-acetyltransferase activity
Source: RefSeq, a predicted model, not a curated record
CCAAUCAAAGUCCAGCUUUACUGCAAGAUUUCAACAUGGCGCUGUCUAGAGCUGUAAAUGGUGUGUUUAUUGUGGCUGCCAAGCGGACAGCCUUUGGGACGUUUGGGGGCAAGCUAAAAGGCAUGUCAGCCACUGCCAUGAUGGAGCAGGCUUCACAGGCAGCUCUGGCCGCAGGGAAUGUCAACCCCGAGAAUGUCAGCUCUGUUAUAAUUGGGAAUGUCAUUCAGUCAUCCACAGAUGCAAUAUACCUAGCUCGACAUGUCGGUCUGAGGUCUGGUGUGCCCGAGGCUGCUCCCUCCCUCUGUGUCAACAGGUUGUGUGGGUCAGGCUUUCAGGCCAUUAUCAACGGGGCCCAGGAAAUCAUGCUGGGUGAGAGCGAGAUUGUACUUGCCGGAGGAACGGAGAGCAUGAGUCAGGCUCCAUUUGCAGUCCGAGAUAUCCGCUUUGGUACCACUUUAGGAAAACCGAUUCAGCUAGAAGAUACUCUGUGGGGAGGGCUGACUGAUACUUACACUAAAAUGCCAAUGGCCAUUACAGCCGAGAAUCUUGCCAUGCAGUAUAACAUCAGUCGGGAGGACUGUGACACGUAUGCCCUGCAGUCUCAGGCACGCUGGAAACAAGCACAAGAUGGGGGUGUGUUCAAUGCAGAAAUCGCUCCACUGACUUUGAAAAGCAAGAAAGGACCAGAAACGUUUAGUGUGGACGAGCAUCCACGUCCCCAGACCAACGCUCAGGGACUGGCCAAAUUAAAUCCAGUGUUCAAAAAGGAUGGAGUGGUGACAGCAGGCAAUGCUUCGGGUGUUUGUGAUGGAGCAGCAGCUGUCAUCGUAGCCAGUGAGGAAGCUGUAAGGAAGUACAACCUCACACCACUUGCACGACUCGUCGCCUACGGAAUUUCAGGAUGUGACCCCAAGAUCAUGGGAAUAGGACCCGCCCCAGCGUCCCGUGCAGCUCUGCAGGCUGCAGGCAAAAGUGUGGACGACAUGGACAUUGUUGAGGUGAAUGAAGCAUUUGCGCCCCAGUAUCUAGCAGUACAGAAGGAACUGGGUCUCAACCCAGAGCUGUCCAAUAUGAACGGUGGAGCUAUUGCCCUUGGUCACCCCCUUGCAGCCUCGGGAGCCAGGAUUACCGGGCACAUUGCCCAUGAACUUCAUCGUCAAGGUAAGAAGAUGGGACUUGGAUCAGCCUGUAUUGGAGGUGGUCAAGGUAUUACAGUGAUCCUGGAGAAGGCGUAAGAACUGAGUAUUUGGGAAUGUCUGUCAGGUCAAGGAGGACCAGUCAUAGCAUUGAAUCAAAGGAACAAUACAGCAGGUUACUGGGGUGGUGUACAAUUUCCUGUCAUUGAUAAUUUCAUUUACCAGGGAUAAUUUUAUGUUAAUAAAUGACCGAAAAAAUACAUAAAUCUCACAAACUAUUUAUUGCAGUCAUUGGGGCAAUGCGAGAAUUGCCACAGUGAGAUCAUUACAAGGUGUAACAAAGUGCUGGUUGGUUGUAAAGGGUGACAUACUGCUGAACCAAACGCUGGCUCGAAGGGCCGUCUACAGUACAGUGCUCACUUAUACAAAGUUUAUCAAUGUCUAACAUAUCUAAUUGACUUCGAAAUGUUUGUGGAUGAAACAAAAUUAUUAUGGUGAUUUUUGUGGGUGAUUUUUUUUUUGAUUUUGUGGACAGAAUUUUGCAACAAAUACAACAGCUUUAAAUUGAUAUAGUUUACACAUGAAUGACAGACAGUACAUGUAAAUGAUUCGAAAAAAAAGGCCAGUUGCCAGUAGUUUUGGUUGUGAAACCUAAAUUGUACACAUAUUUAUAAUUGCAAACAAAGACUCCUGUCAAACUUGCAUUUCAUGUUUCUGUUUGUAUUGCCGUUAACUGUGUCUGAUAUGAGUGCUGUGUAUUUAGAAUUUUGAAGAUUUUAGGGUAUUAUCAAGCAGAUCAAGGAGAUGACAAAUCCAAUAUAUGUCAAUAUUUAAAGUUCCUAUGGUAAUUUUGUGUUCUGUCUUAAGAGUUUGAUGUGGAGUUUAUAGUUAAUGUGAUAGGAAUGUGAGGGUUGUGUGUAGAAACAAACCACAUGUUACAGGUGUGGUCUGUCUGAUUCAGUGAGAAAGUGUGCAAGUGUUAUUGAUAAUCAUUAAAAUCUAACUGUCAAUCAUAUAUAAAUGUGUAUGACUCCCAAAGUGAUCAGCAACCCAAAAUUGCAUUGACUGUUUAUAAUAAAAUGCUCGUUUAAAUAAUGAAAGA